Messenger RNA from Triplophysa rosa, 2358 nucleotides. RefSeq names its product iroquois homeobox 2a (gene irx2a). Gene Ontology annotation, cellular component: nucleus. The transcript is spliced from 5 exons. NCBI's taxonomy places the organism in Eukaryota, Metazoa, Chordata, Actinopteri, Cypriniformes, Nemacheilidae. Gene Ontology annotation, molecular function: RNA polymerase II cis-regulatory region sequence-specific DNA binding; DNA-binding transcription factor activity, RNA polymerase II-specific. Gene Ontology annotation, biological process: cell development; neuron differentiation; regulation of transcription by RNA polymerase II. The record is from RefSeq and is a predicted model, not a curated record. The coding region runs from base 319 to 1653 and encodes 444 amino acids.
UUCACAGUGCGCGAGAGGAGGCGGGGACAGAAUAUUCAGAUGAGCAGUGAUUGACAGCCCCCGUUUCUCCAAUGCUCUCAGAAACUCGGCUGCUCCUUCCAGCAACUCUUCACUCUACACUCCCGAGCACUAAAAACAAACGGACGCUAGGGGAUCUUCAUGACGGCACACCGCUGAUCUCUCCACUUUUGCGCUUUUAUUUAUUUUCUUUUAUUAGUUUAUCCCUCCAGUCGAUUGUUAGAUGCGCUGAAUCCGUUGUUUAAAACCCGUCCUCCUGCUUUCCCUUUCUGGAGAGAACAGUCGAGUCUUUAUAUAAUAAUGUCCUAUCCUCAGGGUUACCUCUACCAGCCCCCGGGCUCUCUUGCGCUUUACUCCUGUCCGCUGGCCGCCCCGAGGAGCGAGGAGCUGGCCCGGUCCUCCUCCGGUUCAGCGUUCAGCCCGUACCCCGGAUCAGCUGCGUUCACAGCCUCCGCCAAUGGAUUCUCCAGUCCUCUGUCCUAUUCAACAGAUCCAGCCACGGGAUUCCCGUCAUACAUGGGCUCUCCGUAUGACGCGCACACGACGGGGAUGGCAGGAGCGAUAAGUUAUCAUCCUUACGGGAGUCCCGGCUACCCGUACCAGCUCAAUGAUCCCGCUUACCGGAAAAACGCCACGCGUGACGCAACAGCAACAUUAAAAGCAUGGCUGCAGGAACACAGGAAAAAUCCUUAUCCUACGAAAGGAGAAAAAAUCAUGCUGGCCAUUAUUACCAAAAUGACCCUCACACAAGUGUCGACUUGGUUCGCUAAUGCCAGACGGAGACUCAAAAAAGAAAAUAAAAUGACAUGGGCACCUCGGAAUAAAAGUGAAGAUGAGGAUGAGGAUGACGCGGAGGGAGAGAGAAAAGAUGAACGUACGGAUAAAAACAUGGACAACAGCGAGGCGUCGGCCGACGAUGAAGGCAUCAGUUUGCACGUAGAUGCCCUGACAGAUCACUCCUGUUCGGUGGAAUCGGACGGAGAGAAGGUCACGUGUAGGAACGGGGAUCUGGUUUGUGAUUCUGGACCUGAUACCAAGGACAAGUGCGAUGUGAGUGAUCUAGACACGAGCCACGAGGAGAGGCAAAGAGGUCCGUCACCCAAACCGGUGACAGCCUCUCCUCUGACUGGAAUGGAGGCCCCUCUUCUGACCCACCAUCACCGGGAGGAGGCACGAAACAACAGCAACAAAACUUGCCUGGACAGUCAAAACCAAACUGUCAAACCUAAACUAUGGUCAUUAGCCGAAAUCGCCACUUCGGACCCAAAGCGGCAGCAGCAGCACUUGGGGCAGAACUGCUCCCCGGGCGUUGGCCUUUUGACCUCUACAGCGCCCAGUGCAUCCCCUGCGGGCGCAGUGUACCCCGCCACCUCCAUUUUAGGAAGACCUCUAUAUUAUACCUCUCCGUUUUAUAGUAAUUACACAAACUAUGGCAACUUCAGUCCACUGCAGGGUCAAGGGAUUCUGCGCUAUAAUUCAGCUGGUGAGAGACUUCUGCACAAACAAAGUGACGACCCCCUACUUAAGACUAAUCCAAAUCAGACUGAACAACAUUUCAGGGCCUCCAAUGCAGAAUCCAAAAAAGACUCUCAUGAGGUGUUCACAGUAAGAACCCAGUCUUACCUCUCAAGUUAAAUACGAGGAAGAUUCUUCAAGUAGGUGUCACAAUUGCUUUGAACAAAGCGAACAAGCCAUCACCUCUCUCUCCCCAAGCUGUUUUAUACUUACAUUUGCUCCUUUACGCGGAUCCUUUUGUGUGCCACUGUACACCCACGGACUACAGAGCACCUGCCUAUAGACAUUAUAACCAUAAAACUUAAGAUUGUGGAAAAGACAAGAAACGAUCAAGGAAGGCCGAAAAUAUUAAGGCACAAACGCGAAUUUUAAAUGGAUGAACUGUUCAUUUGUUGACAAAGUUCGUUCUUCUCAACAUGUGUGACUUUUCAAUGAGGAAACAUAUUUCUCAGGAUCCUUAUAGUAGCCUAGCUUCAUUGCCACCAGUUGUGUACACGCGUGGGAAAUUAUAGCACUCCUACGAGACUUUAUCUGCUAUAGAGGUGUGAACUGUAAUGGAGAACUCGGGACUGGUAUAAACUUGACUAAGAGUGGAAUACAUUUGAUAUUUAUUUUUGUAAUACCGGCGACAGCCUAUAAUUUAUGCAAGUUGUAUUGCAAUGAUAACUGAACGUUGUUUUGUAAAUAAAUUAUGAUUGGUUUUUAUUUAAAAAAGCCGAAGUUACACAAUGUUGUUAACAAGGAGACUUUUACUAAUUUAUAUCUCUGAUUGUAAAUAAAAUGCGCUAGUCUGCACUGGCAUCAUUUGAAGUGAUCUGUUUUUAG